AGGCCCUGCGCCCCRACCCCGCCCCUGGGCCCGGCCGGGCUGGGCCGCGUCCUCGCCGGCGCUGAGGGCGCCUCCCUCUCCCCGAGAGGCUCCGUGGGCGUUGCUGGGGGGAUCCGGCCCCGAACAGGUGAGACGCGGACGAGCCCCGGCUGAACAGGAGUGUUAUGCUUUUAAACAAGAGAUACAACUGCUGAGAGGCCAGAGCUACACCCAACAAUGGACUAAUGGAGGUGUGCAGAAAAAUGGGUUGAGUGCACAGCUGCCUUAUUCCACUUUGUUUUUGCACUAACUUCAGCUUCCCUUCAGAGAGCGCUACGUAUCUAAAUGGGUUUGUCAAGUUGGCAAAAAGGAACUGAGAACCUCUGGUGGAAUUUCUGUUUUCAACCAGUGUGGACGCAACUGAAACUUCCUGCAUCUUGUGGAGAGUAUGUAUAAAAGGAAUGACCUCAUGGCCAAUGUGAUGGUCACCUCUGCCACUCCAGAGGAUAGUAGCAGCUCUGAUUCUCUGGAAGGGAGAAGUUCAGAUUAUGCCAAUAAAAGCUACGAUGCAGUUGUAUUUGAUGUGUUGAAAGUAACGCCUGAGGAGUUUGCUAGCCAGAUAACCCUGAUGGACAUGCCAGUAUUUAAAGCUAUACAGCCUGAGGAACUAGCCAGCUGUGGAUGGAAUAAGAAAGAAAAACACACCCUUGCUCCAAAUAUUGUUGCCUUUACUAGGAGGUUUAACCAGGUCAGUUUUUGGGUUGUACGAGAAAUAUUAACAGCGCAGACCUUAAAAAUAAGGGCAGAAAUACUGAGCCACUUUGUGAAAAUAGCUAAAAAGCUUCUGGAACUGAAUAAUCUUCAUUCUCUGAUGUCUGUGGUGUCAGCACUACAAAGCGCUCCUAUCUUCAGGCUGACCAAAACUUGGGCUCUGUUGAAUCGGAAAGACAAGACCACCUUUGAGAAGUUAGACUAUUUACUGUCUAAGGAAGAUAAUUAUAAAAGGACACGAGAGUACAUCAGAAGCUUAAAAAUGGUUCCUACAAUUCCAUAUUUAGGAAUUUAUCUCUUGGAUUUAAUCUACAUUGAUUCUGCAUAUCCAGCUUCAGACAGCAUAAUGGAGAAUGAACAAAGAUCCAAUCAAAUGAACAAUAUUCUCAGAAUAAUAGCUGAUCUGCAAGUAUCCUGCAACUAUGAUCAUCUCACAACACUUCCCCAUGUACAAAAAUAUUUGAAGUCUGUCCAUUACAUUGAAGAACUUCAGAAAUUUGUAGAAGAUGACAAUUAUAAAUUAUCUUUAAGAAUUGAGCCAGGUAACAGCUCUCCUCGACUGGUUUCCUCCAAAGAAGAUCUUGCAGGUCCAUCUGAUAUGUCAGCAAUUAUGAAAUUCAGCAGGAGACCCACGUGUCCUGAUGCCUCAGUCGCAGCAAGUCUACCUACACCUCCUGUCCCAAGGCACCGGAAGAGUCACAGCCUGGGAAACAAUAUGAUGUGUCAAUUGAGUGUCGUGGAGAGCAAAAGCGCCACGUUCCCGACAGAGCGGCCGCGGCACCUGCUGGAUGACAGCGUCCUGGAGUGUCACAGCCCGGCGCGCGGCCACACGGCCAGCACGCGCCUGGCCAACGGCCUCUCCAGAGAUAGCAGUGAAAGCUCAGAAUUUAGUGAGGACCUGCCGUCAGGGCUUGAAAGGGGCCGUUUAUAUGCCACUCUGGGGCCUAACUGGAGGGUACCAAUCCGGAAUUCUCCUAGGAGUCGAAGCUGUGUCUACAGCCCAACAGGCACAUGCAGCUGCACAGCAGGUGUUUCCACAGGAGUCAUUACCAUGGAAGGGCCUUUAAGAAGAAAAACACUGCUCAAAGAAGGCAAAAAACCUACUCUCACAUCAUGGACUAGAUACUGGGUCAUGCUUUCAGGAUCAACUCUGCUGUACUUUGGAGCAAAAUCUUUAAGAGGCACUGAAAGAAAACAUUAUAAGUCUACACCUGGGAAGAAAGUCUCCAUUGUGGGCUGGAUGGUGGCACUGCCUGAUGACCCAGAGCAUCCUGAUAUUUUCCAGCUAAACAACCCUGACAAAGGCAAUGUUUACAAGUUUCAGACUGGUUCAAGGUUUCAUGCAAUAUUAUGGCAUAAACAUUUGGAUGAUGCAUGCAAAAGCAACAAGCCUCAGGUACCUGCAAAUCUAAUGUCAUUCGAAUAAUUUCCUCUCCUACCGGGUGUGACUUCAAGUGCCAAACUGAAGAAACAGGUUAUUGUUCUCUAAGGAGGAAGAGGAGAAUGGUUUUCCUGACAUGAGCCAACCACAAAUAUUUCAGCACUUUCCUAUGUAACUUGAAAGUGAUUCUGACACAGCUUUUAAAAGCAGAACGUGAAUGUUGUCCCUAGGACCAGAUAAAGUCUCAUGCACUGAGUGAAAGCAGACAAGUUAGAUGGACAGAAGAUUAAUCCUGACUCCUGCAGGGUUCUAGAGCCUCAACUAUUUGUGGUCAGAGACUGCAUGAACUGAUAUUUGGCCACAAACUGAGCAUCGUAUCUUCUGCCUAUUCUUUUUUAAAUGGUUCUUUUUAUUGUUAAGCUGCUUUGUGUGACUGAAGAAUAUUUGGCCCAUGUUGGGUUUCAAUUCUUUCUAAUGCACAGAAUGGUUGACAGUGUUAACUUGCUCCAAAGUGUCAAUUAGAAUAGAAAAUUGUGGAACAACAUUUUUAUAAUCUAAGUGCACUGAGUUGCUUGGCAAUGUGGCUGCCUCAAAUUUUCUAUCAGAACUCUGGACAACUCURCUGUUCGUAUUUGAGCUAUUUGGGAAAAAAUAUAUUUUGGCACAGGAGAGUUGGUUUUCUUUUUCAUUCAGUUAUUUUACUCAGGGAUGCCCUUGCAAUGGAUUUAAGGCUGUUUAGAUUUACGUUGUGGUGAAGUUUGCCUUUCGUUCUUUUACUGGUGGCAUAGUUGCUUGCAAAUUUGGGAUUCAAUAAAUGUUAAUUUCAAAUCCUUUAGUACAGGGAAGCAGGUAAUCAGGUGUUAUGAAUCACAUGGCCCUGGCUUGUCAGAAUCCUUCCGUAUCAUUGUUUCUGUUCUGYUUUUCUGUGGAUGAAUUGGCUCCACUCAAUUCUAGUAUAUGCUGCAGCUCUAGGAGAUUAGCACCAGUAGAUGAUACCGCUAUUACAAAAUCAUGAUGGCAGUGAAAGGCUGUCUAACAGUGGACCAAGUACAAAGAAGCCUCCACAUCAAUAUCCAGAGAACAAAUAAGCAAACAAAAAAAUAUAACUGGGCCUUUUUCUCCUCUAAAGGAACUCUCACUAUGCCAUAUCCCUGCUGUGCCCUGGCACUGCUGCAGAAUUCUUUUCUAUUCCUGUUGAAUUCAUCACUUUUUCUGUUUGAAACUCUUUUGCAUAUAGCAUCAGUAUUCAGACUUCAUCAAUCACCAGAAAAAGUCCUGACUUUCCUAAAUUGCAUAGAGGAGAAAUUGGCAAUUCAGCCUCUAACUUACAAGCCAGGAACACCUUGGAAGUCACCUUAAGUGAACAGAACCUCUACUAGGACAAGCUCCCUGGCAUAAGCCAUAUGUAUUCUGUGGAUUUACAUGAUUUUCUACAUUGUUACAUUGAAACUUAUCUAACAACAAGAAAAAAACACCUGUAUUGUUAAAUGUAGGUCAAAAGUGAAUUGUUUGUUGUUUUAGGAGUUUAUGUUGCAAUCCUGAAAGCCUAAUACAUACCAGCUUUUAAGAAAACCAGUUCCUGAUGACAACUGCAUUUAGAUACUGGGACGUGGGAAAGUGUAUGUAAAGUUGACAACGUUUAUUUGGCAGCUCAGGAACUAUGUGGAAAGAGUGGUAAUGCAAAAUAUAUUUAUACCAUUUUUCUCUUUUUUUGGUAACCUAAGACAACUUUGAGCUAGGAAAAACGUUGGUAUCUGCAAGAGCAGGGCAUUGAACACCAAUAGAGAUGCUGUAGAAGCUUUUGAAUGUGGUAACGUGCUGUCACCAGYUAAUGACUUCACACUGUUAAGACUAUGAGAUAGUCUGAAUUAUUCUGCACCUAUGGACUUUUGUGAUUAGUCAUCAAUGAGAUUGAACAUCUUUUUGGAAUAGCACAACAAAUUGCUGCUUGAGAAAUUCGGAUGGAUGGCAGUGUAAGAAUACUAUUAAAAACAUCCUUAACCAAUUUUAAAUUAGUCUUUAACUAUUAAACAGUUCAUAGCUGCUGAUUAGAGGUGUUAUGAUGCCACUUGGUACCAAAUGCUAUUAUCUGGUAAUUCUAUGGUUAAUUGAAAGCUGCCAUGGAAAUACAAUAUAUUGCCUUUCACUACUGAUUAUUACAGCAUUUUCACAAAAAAAAAAACAAAACCCACAAACCAUACAAACUUUCCUCCAUCAAAGAGAAUAA
Molecule: messenger RNA, 4358 nt
Organism: Malurus melanocephalus (red-backed fairy wren)
Lineage: Eukaryota; Metazoa; Chordata; Aves; Passeriformes; Maluridae
Gene: RALGPS1
Product: Ral GEF with PH domain and SH3 binding motif 1
Exons: 22
Coding region: 428-2176 (582 amino acids)
Biological process (GO): Ras protein signal transduction; positive regulation of GTPase activity
Cellular component (GO): plasma membrane
Molecular function (GO): guanyl-nucleotide exchange factor activity
Source: RefSeq, a predicted model, not a curated record